AUGCCUAAAAGAGGAUCUACAAGAAGAGGUGGAGGUGGAAGAGGUAACCAUAAGGGAAGAAUUGGAGGUGGUACUUUCAACAAAAAGAAAACAAGAGGAAAUAAAAGGAAAUCACCACGUUCUUAUUCAACUCAAUAUGGUGAACUAAUGGAUGAUGAUAAUGUAUACAUCCCUACAAGUAUGACUGAAUUAGCUUCUAACAUGGGAAGAAGAAAAUAUGAGCAGCGUCACUUAUUUGAAGAGAUAGCAUAUACUGAAUCACAUCAUGAUGAUCUUAUGCUGAGAAAACUAAGAGAUCGACCAGUUGAAUUUGUCAAGGCUAAAGAAGUGUACGAUCCAAAUAUUAUUCUUUAUAAAUUGGCCAAACAGAAUAGGAUGAAUGAAGAGCUUGACGUUGGUGUACAAAGUAUAUCGUUAGAGGAUUCAGAGGAAGAUGAUGAACAAGAGCAACCAAGAAAAACACUUGAUGAGAUUGUGAAAGAAGUUCAAGAUUUUUCUGAGACAUCUGAAAGUGGCGAAGAUUGGGAUGAAGAAGAGUUGAAUAAUGUCAUUAGUGAAAAGCUUGAUCAAUUUGAAAAAGCAAUCAAUGAUAUGCCUGAAGAGGAAGAAGUGGGUGGAGAUGAGGUGCUUGAAGAGGAAGCCGUACCCGAAGAAGAAUCGGAAGAAGAGCCAGAGGAACAAGCAGAAGCUGAACCAGUUGAUGAACUGGAUGAUAAAAUUAUAGAAGAACAUCAAGAAGUAACCAUAUCAAAUACAACUAUUGAACCUUUGGAUAUUAUAAUAGAUUUACCAAGCACUAAAGUCGAGUCGUUUAAUGCUAAAUCACUGAUACUAAAACAACGAACAAGUUCACCAUUGGAAGAAGAACCUGAACCAGAGAAAGAAGAGGAACCAGAAUAUGGAUUUUUAGAAGAAGAUUAUGAAUUCGAUGUUUCAAAAAUUGAAGUUUCAAAUGUUCGAUUUGGAUUAAAUAAUCAAUAUCAUCUUAAAUGUUUAGAUUUAACUGGAUUAAAUGAUGAAUUUUUAUGGAUUGAUGAAAGUGAAGUCAUUGAUUAUGCAUUAAGUAAUGGAGUUAAAGAACAUAGGUUGAAGAAAUUUUUGUCAUUUAUAACAAAAGGAAUGGUUGAUGAACCAGAAUCUGAAUCUGAACCAGAGGUUUAUAUAUCUGAUACUGAUAGUGAAGAAGAAGAAGAUGAUGAUGAGGAGGAAAUGGAUCCUGAUCAAGAUGAUUAUGAUUAUGAUCUGGAUGAAAAUUUAGAAGACUUGAUUGCUUAUUCUAAGGCAAGUACGCAAGGUUUGAUUCCAUUUGAAGAUCGUGAUUUUUCAAGAAAUACCCCUGCCAAAUAUAGAAGAACUUUUGAUGAUUUAGAUAUUGAUGAAGAACUUCAAGAAUCAUUAUCUAGACAACUUCAAACUUUUAAAGCCAAUAAGAAAAAGAAGAAACAUGAACGUGAUGAUCAACGUUUAGAAGAAGCUAUUUUAAGAAAUGACAUGUUGAUAAAAUAUCCCGUUAGUAUUACUAUCAGACAAAUAAAAUCCGAAUUUGAACAAUUAUUAAAAGACGAAUCACGAGAAUCAAUGAGUUUCCCAACUUUAGAUACACAUGGACAUAAAACAAUUCAAAAAUUGGCUGAUUGUUAUCAUAUGUCUGUUCUUAAAGCAGGUAAACAAGGAGUAAGGAAAUAUUUGAAAAUUGUUAAAAAUAAAGGUACAUUUAAAAAUUAUCCAAAUUAUGAUCUUAUUGAUAAAAUUCUUCGAGGUCGACCAAUUUUCCAUAGAAUUGAUAAAAAACCUCAAUAUGCUAAAAAAGGAGAGAAAAAGAAUCCUCAUAAAAGCUGUGGUGGUUCAAGUCAAACUAGAUUUAAAGAAGGUGAUAUUGUUGGUGCUGAAGCUCCAGAAAUUGGAGAAUCUAAUUUAGGUAGACAAAUGUUACAAAAAUUAGGUUGGGUUCAAGGUCAAGGUUUAGGUGUUGAUGGGAAUAAAGGUAUUAAUCAACCUAUUGUUGCAAAAGUUAAAAUUACUAAAACAGGUAUCAAGUAA
Messenger RNA from Candida tropicalis MYA-3404, 2040 nucleotides. RefSeq lists its product as uncharacterized. The coding region runs from base 1 to 2040 and encodes 679 amino acids. The record is from RefSeq and is a predicted model, not a curated record. NCBI's taxonomy places the organism in Eukaryota, Fungi, Ascomycota, Pichiomycetes, Serinales, Debaryomycetaceae. The transcript has a single exon. Gene Ontology annotation, molecular function: nucleic acid binding.